Messenger RNA from Opisthorchis viverrini, 390 nucleotides. RefSeq lists its product as hypothetical. The coding region runs from base 1 to 390 and encodes 129 amino acids. The record is from RefSeq and is a predicted model, not a curated record. The transcript has 3 exons. NCBI's taxonomy places the organism in Eukaryota, Metazoa, Platyhelminthes, Trematoda, Opisthorchiida, Opisthorchiidae.
AUGAAUACGUCAGCUGUAGUACCGUUUUGGUAUGCAGUCGCCACAUUGCCCGAGGAAAGCACAAGUGCUGAGCAAUCGCCGGGUAGCUCAAGCGUGGACAGGACUAGUCGAGAUGCCGAAGCUGGAUUUGAAACACGAACGAGUGUAGCGUGGAAGCCUUCAUAUAUAAUUUCUACGGUUGUUGUUGUGGAGGACUUGAAUGUAAAAGUGGGCAGACCAAGCGCUGCCGCGAGUCAUUCGGCUGUCAAUACUCCCCCAUCUAACGAGGCGGCUGCAACCUUCUUUACCAAUCUAGAAGUUAGCGAUCGGUUUCGAUAUGAGAUAUUUGUCCAAGCAGGUAUGGCCCCAACUUAUCCACAGCGCCGAUCUCUGACGUCCGCUGCAACAUGA